This is a messenger RNA of Lactuca virosa, 603 nucleotides long. Lineage: Eukaryota; Viridiplantae; Streptophyta; Magnoliopsida; Asterales; Asteraceae. The record is from the annotation of a GenBank genome assembly.
AUGGCUAGUAACGAAGGUGUAAUUAAUGUCGAUGAUCAACAAGACGUUGGAGUUCAAGUCCCAGGUGAAGUUGAUAUUGAGAAGAAAAUAAAGCAAGACCUAAGUUACGGUCCAUUGAAUGGCAGCAUUUUCCAUAUGUUAAAGGCACAACAUAAAUCAGAAUGCACACAUUGUAAAAAGGUUUUAGCUUGUGGCACUAAAGGGAAUGGUACCUCCUCAUUACUCAGUCAUCUAGUUGAUUCUUGUAGGCGCAGCCCCGGUUAUGAAGGUAAAGACAAAGAUGCAAAGAAACAAACAAAAUUAAGCUUUAAGUCAGAAGGUACCGAGGUGGGUGGGCCUUUGGCUAAGCAUUCCUUUAGCCAGGAGAAGUGUAGAUUGGCCCUUGGCAAAAUGUGCAUUAAAGACAAUCGACCGUAUAUCAUUGUUGAUGAUGAGGGCUUUAAGGAAUUUGUGUGGGAAUUGAAUCUGGAAUUUCAGAUGACAUCUAGAUGGACUGCAGCUCGAGACUGUAUAGAGAUUUAUGAACAAGAAGCAAAAAAAGUUAAAGAGAUGUUGAAAGGCCAAACAGUGCGCCUAACUAUCGACACAUGGUCAUCUGUUUAG